AAAAAUGGCGGCCGAAUGCGAGAAAGCAGUGUACGAAAAAGGAGAAGAUUAUAAAAAUAUUUGGGAUAAGGCGGAGACAAAACACACGGACACGCACUUGGAAAUCAUGGGUAAACCAGUCAUGGAGAGCUGGGAGACGCCAUAUAUGAACAAGCUGGCAGAAAUAGCGACUUCAAAUAGUGGGCGAGUUUUGGAAGUAGGAUUUGGCAUGGCUAUCUCGGCAACAGCAAUACAGAAAUUUGAUAUUAAAGAGCAUGUUAUUAUUGAAUGCAACGGAGAAGUGUAUAAGAAAUUGGAAAAGUUUGCAGACGGAGCUGUACCGAAAGUAACGCCAAUGAAAGGACUGUGGGAAGAUGUUGUGUCAAAGUUAGAGGAUGAAAGCUAUGAUGGUAUCUUAUACGAUACAUAUCCUUUGUCUGAAGAAACUUGGCACACCCAUCAAUUUCCUUUUAUUAGAGAAGCAUACCGAUUAUUGAGACCAGGUGGCAUUUUGACCUACUGCAAUUUAACAUCAUGGGGUGAGUAUAUGAAAGGAACAUAUAGCAACAUUACGAAGAUGUUUCAGGAAACCCAAAUACCAAAACUGCUUGAAGUUGGUUUCAAGCGGGAAAACAUUUCGACGGAAACUUUGAAGAUUUCUCCUCCGAACGAGUGCAGGUAUUAUAGUCAUGGAGAAAUGAUUGCACCCCGUGUUAUAAAGUAGACUGAAAGACAUUUAGACAUUGUUGUGAUGUGUGAAUAAUGAUAUUGUUUGUGUAUAUCUACAAACCUCUAACUGUUUAGCAAUUUGGUUAUCUCUUAUAGUUUGAAGAAUCAGUUUUGUAAUGAUGAUCUCUUCUUUAUGGUUGUUUUUAACUUUAAAUUAUUUCAAUAAAUUUCUU
This is a messenger RNA of Dendronephthya gigantea, 881 nucleotides long. RefSeq names its product guanidinoacetate N-methyltransferase-like. The record is from RefSeq and is a predicted model, not a curated record. Bases 5 to 703 code for a protein of 232 amino acids. The transcript has 3 exons. Gene Ontology annotation, molecular function: guanidinoacetate N-methyltransferase activity. NCBI's taxonomy places the organism in Eukaryota, Metazoa, Cnidaria, Anthozoa, Malacalcyonacea, Nephtheidae. Gene Ontology annotation, cellular component: nucleus; cytoplasm. Gene Ontology annotation, biological process: creatine biosynthetic process.